AUGUGCCCAGUCAUACCGCCCAACCCCUACGUAUGCUGCUGCAGUCCAGCCGCACCUCGCCCGCCACAGCGCGACUGGCAGGACGUUCAAUUCGACAAUAUCCACGCGCACAUUCACCCCAAGUUCAUGGAAAGUGAACUCAAGCGCCAGCACGAACGAUACCAGGAAGUGGAACAGCGGAAGAAGCGCGAUGAAAGGCGCAACAAACCCCGCAACUAUGGAGUCGUAUGCAACCCUCCUUUGCCAAAGGAUUGCACGCUCUCGCCUCAAGCCGUCCAAGCUGCUAUACACGGUUUCACGCCAUGCCAGCCCGUGCCACUUCUGGCGCCGACUUAUACACCUCGUCCCCCUAAUCGAUACACUUGGUUCACCGCGAACGGGCAGUACCAUUGGGACCCAAGCCCGCGCUGGUUUUGA
Molecule: messenger RNA, 417 nt
Organism: Coniophora puteana RWD-64-598 SS2
Lineage: Eukaryota; Fungi; Basidiomycota; Agaricomycetes; Boletales; Coniophoraceae
Exons: 2
Coding region: 1-417 (138 amino acids)
Source: RefSeq, a predicted model, not a curated record